UAUAUACGAAUAGUACACUAUAAACUGGUUUAUAACAGGACACGAGGAGAAAUGGAGUCAAAACGGGUGUGUAAUUUUCACGGCAGAUGUUGACAUUUCAUAGGUAAUGCUUCGCGUGAUUAUAUUAGAAUGUAUCUUUUGGUUUUCUCUCUUAAUUGGACAUAACUUGUGUCUAGAAUGAUUUUUAACAGCCACGAAACCUGAUAAUUGAUGUUACACUUUGACCACGUCGAACAAUCAACAGUUUCCCAUUUUAAAGUUCGUUAUAUAUAAUGUGAUAAUCACACGUAACGGAAAGGACAUCCAGAUGGUUUGUACAUGUAUAAGACACUUCAUAUGUGGAAUGAGGAGGCUAUCGGCGUCCAGGAAGAUGGUGUACGGGAUAGUACAAUGGCGUUUACAUUGUGCCAGUUACGUUAGUGGAUGUACGUGAUCACGUGACAUGGGGUGCAAUCAAAGCGACACAUCGUACACGGGGGGUCGGUCCCUCAGGCUCAUCAUGGCGGGACUGGACGGCGCAGGUAAGACAACUAUUCUGUACCAGCUCCUACAUCGGAACUACAUCACCACCACCCAAACCCUAGGGUUCAACGUGGAGACCAUUCAACACCGGGGCGACGAACUCACAGUCUGGGACAUGGGCGGCCACAAAUCCAUCCGGGGACUUUGGAAACACUAUAUCUUCCAGGCUCAAGGUAUGAUAUUUGUGGUGGACAGUUCUAGCAGAGAGCGGCUUUCAGAGGCUAGAGACGUGUUACAAGCGUUGCUACGACACAGAGAACUUGACCACGUGCCUAUUGUUAUUCUUGCCAACAAACGGGACAAACCUGACGUUAUGACGGAAAGAGCUUUACUGGAUGGCCUCGGACUCUAUGACGUCACCGGAAGGUUAUGUACGAUUCAAUGCACAUGCGCUGUGACGGGGGAUGGACUUACAAAGGCACUUGACAAUAUUGUAAAGUUUAGUAAACGAAGUCAGGAACGUUCCAGGACCACAUCCGCAUAAGUUCAUCAAUCUGGAUAUUCGCAUUAUGUGAAUUUGAACUGUUUAAUUUUACUUUUGCAAUAUCAAUCGCGAUCAUGUUCCUUUAAAUAUGGUGAAAAGGGUUCCAAGUCAAAGAACACCAGUAUUACGUAUCCCCUUAAUACUUCUGUGAACAGUGUCUGUAGUUGAUGACAUUUAGUUGUUUGUUGUGUUGUAUGAUCAUUUUAAAAUUGUAAUUUUAAUGAUAUUGUAUUACCUUUGAGAUUAUAUUAGUUUUAGUAUGUUGUUUAUCCAUGAAAUACAUCUGCUUCCAUUUAAACUGAAACUUUUGAUUUAGGUCAAAGUUAUAGUUGAAUAUGUCCUCUUAGGUUAGAAUCCUGUCACCUGCAAUUACACCAUUCAAUGAUAUAGAUUGCAGAUAUGAAGCAUCUGUCCUGUUCAAAUGUGAUAUUGCCACUACAAAGACAAUAGACUUAUACUCUACGAGGCAGCUUUGUGAUGUGUUGGUUUGUAUAUUAUAUCGAUAAAGUGUAGAGAAACUGUAUCCCUUUGUGCUGUUAACUUGCUACAGGUUUUAGUACUUACAGGCAAUUCAUGACUUAUUUUUUAUCAAAGGAAUGAUAUUACAGUAUAUCAGUGACAA
Molecule: messenger RNA, 1628 nt
Organism: Pecten maximus
Lineage: Eukaryota; Metazoa; Mollusca; Bivalvia; Pectinida; Pectinidae
Product: ADP-ribosylation factor-like
Exons: 4
Coding region: 443-1006 (187 amino acids)
Biological process (GO): vesicle-mediated transport; intracellular protein transport
Cellular component (GO): cytoplasm
Molecular function (GO): GTP binding; GTPase activity
Source: RefSeq, a predicted model, not a curated record